AUGUUACAGAUGGAGGGAAUUCAGCUGCGUCGCGACGCCGACUCCAUCCGAAGACGACCGUCGUUGCUGUCCGAUUUUCCCUCAUCAAGAGACGCGGUCUUUCCUCAUUUUUCAGAUGACCGAAAUUUUGGUGGUCCUGCUUGCGCCCAUUUCAAAUACGAGACCGGGGCGAAUCAUGGUGUUAAAAAUAAGAAUGUCGCUUACGCACCACGGGUAGAAAAUGUUUCUCCAACUCCGGACGAUCCGUACUGGCCAAAAACGACGGAACGGGAUACGAUAUUGGAAAAAAUUAAAAUUGUCGACCAUGACAUUCUUGUCAUCGAAGCUCAGCUGAAUAAGUUGCAGAAGAAGCGGAAAGAUUUGGAGGCCUCUUCUGAGGUAAAGAGUCCUGAGGAAGAUCAGAUCGCUGAGCCGAGCAGAGAGCUCAGUCUGUUCGAAAAAGUGUACGCUGAAAACCGCGUCAAAGCUUCUCGUUUCUACGACCGCAUCUUGAAUCUUGGGCCAGAGUUUGCAGUGCCGCAGUAUGUACGACCAUCGGACGAAAGGCGGCUCCAAGACGUAGAAAAGAAGCAUUCUGUUUUCCGUCCGUUGCUCAUUGCCCACCUGAAACGACGACAUCGGUACCUGACCAUCCGAGAAAAAUACCUGACGGAAAAGUACAACCAGCAACGGCAAACAUGGCUGAAAAAGAUAGAGCGAUUAGAGAAAAAUCCAAAAAAAGUUGCGAGAGAUGCAAAGUACCGUGAAGUCUUCGAAAAGACUUUUCCGGAACUGCGAACAACGCGCGAAUCCGUCGAGCGACGUCUCAGGCUUGAAUCGCACCUAUCGUCAACGUCUCAGCCGGAAGUGGAUGUCGAUACAGAGAAGGUACAAUCAAUCGAUUUAUUUCGAAGAUUGAAAUUGCAUAUGUAUUUUUGUUAGUC
Soboliphyme baturini is the source of this 923-nucleotide messenger RNA. The record is from the annotation of a GenBank genome assembly. Lineage: Eukaryota; Metazoa; Nematoda; Enoplea; Dioctophymatida; Soboliphymatidae.